Molecule: messenger RNA, 2670 nt
Organism: Wasmannia auropunctata (little fire ant)
Lineage: Eukaryota; Metazoa; Arthropoda; Insecta; Hymenoptera; Formicidae
Product: zinc finger protein 271
Exons: 8
Coding region: 211-2247 (678 amino acids)
Biological process (GO): regulation of transcription by RNA polymerase II
Molecular function (GO): DNA-binding transcription factor activity; RNA polymerase II cis-regulatory region sequence-specific DNA binding
Source: RefSeq, a predicted model, not a curated record
UCUAAUGGCGUCAGGAGCCAAGCACUGUUGUCACAUUUUGCCCUACAGUGUUUCAAUAUUUCGCUUUGUUUAUGUCGCCCGCGGCCCGCGGGACGAGGACGAGCAGCCCGGCCGGGCGCGCGAAUUACGCUAAACGGAGAUUUGGCAUGUAUAGAUAGGUGAAAGGUUGCGAAAGACUGUUACUAGUCGUUGUAUCCAGAAUACUCAGUUAUGGAAGUUACAACGGAGGAGGCUCAGGCGGUGCUUCUGGAGGGCAUGGAGGGUGCUCAGUACAUCGCCAUCCAGAGGGCCGACGGCGAGUCGUUGAGCAAGGCGGUGCCGCUGAUACUGAGCAGCGAUUUGAUCUCGGAGGGCAUGGUCGUGGACAUGAUCAACGCCGGCGUCGGCACGGACUACGGCGCGGGCGCGCAAUACUACGAGACGGACGACCUGCUGACGUCCACGUUAAACAAUUCGCACGAAUUGACAGAGAAUGUGAACUGUGUGAUGCAGGAGGACCGCAGACUCGCCGCGGCCCUGGUCGCGGUGCAGCUGCAUCAGCAGCAGAAGCAGCAGCAGCAGCUCCACAUCCAGUCGCAGCACGACGACCCGACGCUACCGGACGUUUCGCACCUCGAGACCCUGGCGCCGGUGAACUCGUACGCCAUUCAAGCGGUGCCGGAACCGAACGCCGCCCCGUCCGUGUACCCACCGCUGCAACCCUUCAAGAGGAUCACGCAGAACGUGAAGCAGGAGUUUAUCAACGUCAAAAGUGAAUACGACGUUGAGGUCUCCACGGAGAGCAGUGAGGACGCCGCGUCGGCAUCCGGACCCAAGCGAACGCUGCCGCACAAGAAGAGGAUACCUCGUAAGCUGAAGCAGCAGCAGAACGCGAAGAAGAACGCGGCGCGGAAAGACAGUAGUAAAUCGAGUCAGGAGAAUGCGGCGAUCGAGUCGACUAGCGAAGCCCAGGCUAACGUCUUCAAGUGUGAAUUGUGUAGUUCUGAAUUUAGCAUUCAGUUGAAAUUCUUCGAACACUUAAAGGCGCACUAUGAACCGGUAAAACAGGAGACGCGAAUAGCUCAAGCGACAAAUACUAAUAUCUCGAUAUCAGUGCCGGAAACAGUACACAGAACAGUACUAGAGAAUACCGUGAUUGAGGAAUUCAGUGAACCUGAAGAUCUCAUGGAGGGUAUUCGAAACGUAGUGGAAGAAACCGGCGCGCGUAUCGACGACGAUACGGAUUCUCCGCUACCCACUGCGAACAACGAAUCGACCAUGUGGACCAUCAACGUGACCGGCGUCACGGAAGAGGUGCAACAGAGGGACCAACAAAUAAGACCACCGACCAUAAGCGAGAGCAAAAGCCCCGACGAGAAAGCAAAGACUGACAUUCCACAGACGGCCAAAAAAAAGAAAUCGCCGAAAACACGAAAGUCAAAUGACGAAUUAACGUGUCCUCAGUGCAAUCGUUCAUUCCACCAUAAGAAUAGCUUAGUUUAUCACAUGCGAUCUCACAGCGGGGAACGGCCGCAUCAGUGCGAUAUCUGUAGUAAACGUUUCUUUGCCGCCAGCGCGUUGAAAGUACACAAGAGACUUCACAGCGGCGACAAGCCGUACAAGUGCGAGGAAUGCGGGCGGCACUUCCGGCAGUGGGGCGACUUGAAGUAUCACUCGACGAGUAUCCACUCGGAGCACAAGCAGUACCAGUGCGAGUACUGCGCCAAGGAGUUCGCCCGGAAGUACUCGCUGAUCGUGCACAGGCGCAUCCACACCGGCGAGAAGAACUACCGCUGCGAGUUCUGCAACAAGACGUUCCGCGCGAGCAGUUACUUGCAGAAUCACCGUCGCAUACACACCGGCGAGAAGCCGCAUCCGUGCGAGAUGUGCGGCAAGCCGUUCCGCGUGCGGAGCGACAUGAAGAGGCACAUGCACACGCACUCCCGCACGAAGACGAAUGACAAGCAGCCGUUGAACAGAAUCCUGACGGGGAAGAACGGAGCGGAGGAGGCGACGAUGGAGGUGGCCGACAAGGGGGCGCAGGCGAAAACGAUUCAGGAUUUCGUGAGAGACCUGAAACUGGAGGUCGAAGCGACGGGUGUUGUGGAGAUCGUCCCGCCGGAUGACAAUCCGGAGAGCAUUUUGCCGCAUACUGGUGGACAGACCUUAGAAUAUACCGUGCCGUCUACGGCGGACGCUGUAAAUGCGGACAGAGAUCCUCUGGAAGCGGUUGUGCGACCUGACAGCAUGCAAUAUUUCUUUAUGUAAUCGUGAAAAUCUCAAGAGAAGAAAGUGUAUUCCACAGCACAAGGAUAAUUAUUUAUGAAGAAAUAUUGGUACUCAAACGGUCUGUAAUGCAAAUAUCAUGUUUCAUAAAAAUGACUUUUAGUAGCAUUGGACUGAUAUUCGAAGCGAUAAUAGUUUCAUUUUUAAAUAAAAAUGACUUACGUGCAUAAUUUUAUAUAAAUAAAAUCGAAAAGCUUUGCUUGUUCGAAAGCAAACAACCGGAGAUAAAUCUAAGAUUUGAUAAGUAAAUCGCAUGCACACACUGCCUAUAAAUAAUGUGUAACAUACUUUUCAGUUUCUAAGAGGGAGUAAGUAAUUUGUGUGACAUCAAGUAGAAAACUAGAUUUUGCAACAGUCCUAAGAUUUUCAUGAGGAAAAUGUCAUUUAUAUAUAAAUACUCUAUAU